AUGGAUUUUUAGGUUAUCAUAGAAAAUUAUCAAGAAAAUGAAAAUUCUCCAGGUUCAUAUGAGAAAAAAUUUAAAUCAAAUACACCUAUUAAGGAUGUAUUACAAGGAUUUGGAUUUGAUUCUGCAUAUGUUGUUAAUGUUAAGUAGGAAAUUAUUAAACCUUAAACUACAUUAAACGAAAUAAAAACUCAAUAUGAUUGUGACACUUAAGAGUAAAAAUUAGUCUUAUAAUUAAUCUCCAAGGAUAAUAGUCAUGAUACUUAUACAAAAAUGAAAUACUAUUUUAAUAACCCUGAUACAAGCAAUAUGAUAAAAUGGGUUAUUGAAAAAUAAGAUACAACUCUAUAUUCACAUUUACUAAACUUAAAACCUAAACAAAUUAUUCAUAAAAAUAAAUCUAUUAAUCCUUAAUUAAGUCUUAAAAACAUAAAAUAAAAUACUGAUGAUGAGGUCGAACUUAGUAUCUUAGAUAAGGAGUUAGAUUAGAAUGAAAUCUUAGUUAUAAUUUAUUCAAAUCAAUUUUCAUAGAUAGUAGGUUCUUAUGACCUAGUAUAAAAUCAGCAAUAAAAUAAUGGAGAAGCUGCUUUAUUGAGUACAAUAAAUUAGGGAUUAGAAAUUUAAGAAUAAAUAUUAUAUUAUGAGAUUGAGAAAAAGUCAGUUACUAUAGAAAGCAUUCUCUAGAAAUUAACAAACUAUAAUAUUUUUGCACUUUAAAGUAGUAAAGGAGUUUUAGAUUCAAAAAAGACUUUAGGUUACUACUUCAAAAUAGAUUUAUAAUGUAAAUUAUUGAUUAUACAAAAUAAACUUGCAUUAUAAAACAUAUAAAUAGAGUAAGGGAAGGUUUUGGUAAAUGUAUUUUAACAGGGGUAAUUGAUAUUGAGAGAAUUAUUUAAUAAAUUUUAUAAGUUAUCUAUGAUUUAGAAACGCUUAUCACAAAAAAUCAAAGGGGAUAUAUAUUUUAUUAUGGCUGAUAAAGAUGAUUUAUAACCUUCUGAUGAUUUAUCUGAUUUUAAUGAGCAGGAAAUAUAUUUAGAAGCAAUUGUUAAAUAAGUAGAUUAUGAUGAGAUGGAAGUUUAUUUGAUGUAAGCAUUGAAAUAAGUAUAAUAAUUGAAAUAAAAAUAAUAAAAUAUUGAAAUUACAUAAGAAUCUAUAAAUCCUGUGUAUAAAAAAUUGAUAUAGAAAGAUUAAAUAAUUAAUAGACUUUAAUAAAUAAUAGAAUAAUAGAAAUAUAAGGAAGAUGAAAAAGACAUUAUUUUGAAGAUGAAAACCAUUUCUUAUACAUAGAGUGAGUAAAUAAAUUGA
Messenger RNA from Paramecium pentaurelia, 1302 nucleotides. Lineage: Eukaryota; Ciliophora; Oligohymenophorea; Peniculida; Parameciidae. The record is from the annotation of a GenBank genome assembly.